Molecule: messenger RNA, 1238 nt
Organism: Sinocyclocheilus grahami
Lineage: Eukaryota; Metazoa; Chordata; Actinopteri; Cypriniformes; Cyprinidae
Product: mitogen-activated protein kinase 14B-like
Exons: 7
Coding region: 209-910 (233 amino acids)
Biological process (GO): protein phosphorylation
Molecular function (GO): ATP binding; protein kinase activity
Source: RefSeq, a predicted model, not a curated record
GCCUGUAAGAGAGAGAGAGGCGCGCGCAGAAGAACCUCAGCUCCUCGAGGAGCAGCACCCUCGGCGCUCGCGCCCAUGCUUUUGACCGAAGCCAUGAUUGGAUUGUGAACGCGGAGCUUGCGCUUUUGUUUAGCGGGUUUAGUUCGUGUAUCUCGAGCACUGAGAUCAACAGAGCAGCACAGAAGUUUCCACUCCUCUAACUACAGGAAUGUCCCACAAGGAGAGACCGACUUUCUAUCGACAGGAGCUCAAUAAGACCAUAUGGGAGGUGCCGGAGCGCUACCAGAACUUGUCGCCCGUGGGUUCUGGAGCUUACGGAACCGUGUGCUCCACAUUAGACACAAAGUCAGGCCUGAGGGUCGCCGUCAAGAAGCUGUCCCGGCCGUUUCAGUCCAUCAUCCACGCCAAGCGCACAUACAGAGAACUGCAGCUCCUCAAACACAUGAAACACGAGAAUGUAAUUGGUCUACUAGAUGCUUUCUCGCCCGCUACCUCUCUAGCAGGAUUCAAUGACGAUCUUAAACCCAGUAACUUGGCUGUAAAUGAAGACUGUGAACUUAAGAUUCUGGACUUUGGACUGGCCCGGCUGACUGAUGAUGAAAUGACGGGAUACGUUGCCACCCGAUGCUGCGAAUGUAGUUUUUUGAGGCCCUGUCCUGCGUUAUCUGUUUUAGCUGUGGACCUGCUGGAGAAGAUGCUGGUUCUGGACACAGAUAAACGGAUUACUGCGUCACAGGCUCUUGCGCACCCGUACUUCUCCCAGUACCACGACCCGGACGACGAGCCCGAGGCAGAGCCCUACGACCAGAGCUUCGAGAGCCGCGAACUGGACAUCGAAGAGUGGAAACGGCUCACGUAUGAAGAGGUGAUCAGCUUCGAGCCUCCCGACGGAGACGAGAUGGAGUCAUGAAGGCUGCUCCACCUCCAGGACCUUCACCCAUACAUGAAAAUGACAUUCAAGUGCCUGCCAUCAUCAAGUGCUGGCUUCCCCGUGUUCUGAGUCUGCUUAUCCAUGCCUUCAUACACGCUCUGUCAAAUAAGCAGAAAAGAAAACAUGCAAACUUUUAAAAAAAGGACACAGAGAAUGUAAGGUUUUGUGUCCUGUGCCCCAGUAAGUUCAAGCCCACAUAUUGUCAUCAUUUACUUGCCUCAUGUUUUUCUGAACCUGUAUGAGGUUCUUUCAUCUGUUGAACACAAAAGAAGAUAUUUUGAAGAAUGUUGGUAACCAAACAGUUGCU